Messenger RNA from Syzygium oleosum, 4494 nucleotides. Its product is annotated as pentatricopeptide repeat-containing protein At4g08210. The transcript is spliced from 3 exons. Gene Ontology annotation, biological process: RNA modification. Gene Ontology annotation, molecular function: RNA binding; protein binding. The record is from RefSeq and is a predicted model, not a curated record. Bases 269 to 2344 code for a protein of 691 amino acids. Lineage: Eukaryota; Viridiplantae; Streptophyta; Magnoliopsida; Myrtales; Myrtaceae.
GCAUAUUGAGCUAAGGUUACAGCUAGAGCUCAUAAAAAUACUUACUUGCCUAGCAGUUCGUCUCAACCAGCAUGGCUUGAUGAAUUGACUGAUUCUGUAGUGCUGUCCUUCCAGCGUUCACGGGCUUCAUUCGUGGCGGAGCCCAAUUCAUGGAACACCCUCUCGAAACUUGAGCUUUGCGGCGAAUCAGACUGCUUGAAUGUUUUCUAGUGAACUCCCAGUGCAAUGAUGUGGCAAAGUUAGUUUCUUGAAGCUUCAGGGGAAGUGGAUGGACUUGAGCAGUAGUCUCGUGGGGGCUCUGCGCCAUUGUCGGCGCUUUCGAGCUCUCAAACCUGGAAGAUCAGUUCACGCUCAGGUGAUCAAGCUUGGGCUCUCGGAUGAUGUGUAUUUCGCUAACAAUCUGAUCUCCAUGUACGUGGGUUCGAGUGAACUGGGCGAUGCAUAUAAGCUGUUUGAUGGUAUGCCCUACAAGAAUCUGGUCACUUGGGGUACUAUGGUUUCCGCCUAUGUUAAUGUGGGAGAGCCUGUGGUUGCUCUCAGAUUGUACCACCGAAUGUUGGAGUCCGGAGCAGAGACGCCCAACGAGUUCGUGUACUCUGCGGUUCUGAAAGCUUGCGGUCUCUUGGGUGAUCUUGAUUUGGGUAGAAGGCUUCAUAGCAGGAUUUCCGCAGCUAAAAUGGAGUCUGACACUGUUUUGAUGAACUCCCUUAUCAACAUGUAUGUCAGGUGUGGGAGUGUGAGUGAUGCCAGGAGCGUUUUUGGAGAAAUAUCGCCGAAGACAUCGGUUUCGUGGAAUACUAUGAUCUUCGGGUACUGUGAGGAAGGUUUAAUGGAUGAGGCGUUGAGUUUGUUUCAUCAGAUGCCAGGCCGGAAUGUUGUCUCUUGGAACAGCAUUGUUGCUGGUUUUGCAGAUCAGGGAAGCCCGCGGGCACUGGAUUAUGUCCAUAUGAUGCACCACCAAGGUUUAGAGCUUGAUGGUUUCACAUUCUCCUGUGCUCUCAAAACCUGCGGUUCUCUUGGUUUGCUAGCUUUUGGGCAACAAGCUCAUGGUUAUGUUGUUAAGUCGGGCCUGGAAUCUAGUUGUUACUCUGCAUCGGCGCUGGUUGAUAUGUAUUCUCAAUGUGAUGAACUAGGUGAGGCACUCAGAGUGCUUGACGAAUGCACGAAUUUCAGAUUUUCAGAUCAUGAAACUUUGGCUCUUUAUAAUUCCAUACUUUCUGGAUAUGUUGCCUGUGGACACAACAGGGCUGCUCUCAAACUGCUCUCGGAAAUUUACUGGUCAGGGGUGCGCAUGAAUUCUUACACCUUUAGCAGUGGCUUGAAGGCCUGCUUUAACUUGCUUGACUUGGGACUUACAAUUCAAUUACAUGCUUUAGUUGUUACCAGUGGAUAUGAAUUGGACUAUAUUGUUGGAAGCAUUCUUGUAGAUUUAUAUGCAAAGCAUGGGAAUAUUCAGAUUGCAUUGAGAUUGUUUGACCUACUUCCACAGAGAGAUAUUUUGGCAUGGUCUGGCUUGAUUGUGGGGUGUGCAAAGCUGGGGCACGACUUGUUUGCUCUCUCCAUUUUUAGGGAUAUGAUGGCUUCAGGUGUGUAUGUGGAUGAGUUUGUAAUUUCAUGUAUUAUAAAAAUCUGUUCAAGCUUAGCAUCUAUCAGAAAUGGCAAACAGGUGCAUACUUUGAGUGUCAAGAGUGGGUAUGAACUAGAGGAGGUUACUGUUACGUCUCUAAUCGAUAUGUAUUCAAAAUGUGGUGACAUUGAGGAUGGCUUAAAACUAUUUGGCAGCACUUUAAUAAAGGGCACUGUUUGUUGGACGGCUAUUAUUACGGGUUGUGCACAAAAUGGACGAGCAGUGGAGGCAAUUGGGUUGUUCUAUGAGAUGUUACAAACAGGGCAAAAGCCCAAUGAAGUUACCUUCUUGGGUGUUCUUGCAGCCUGUAGACAUGCUGGGCUGAUUGAAGAGGCAAAAAUAGUAUUCAGUUCCAUGGGCAGUGAACAUGGACUAAUACCUCAUUGCGAGCAUUACUACUGCAUGGUUGAUCUUCUUGGUCAAUUCGGGCAUUUUGAAGAGGCAGAAAAAUUAAUUUCCAGUAUGCCAUUUAAACCUGAUAAAACCAUAUGGUGCUCGUUGCUGGAGGCUUGUGCAAGUCAUGGUAAAACUGAACUAGUUGAUGGCAUUGCAGAGAACCUCCUUGCAAUCUCUCCGGAAGACCCCUCAAUAUAUGUGAUGCUCUCAAACGUCUAUGCAACACUGGGUCUGUGGGCAAACCUGACCAAAGUGAGAAAAUCUGCUAAGAAACUGGGGACUAAAGAAGCUGGAAAAAGCUGGGUGGAGAUUUCAACCUAGAAGUCUUGAUUUCCAGCAUGCGUAACGGAGUUUUGAUUUUAUGCAAAAAUGACUUUCAGGGUUCGAAAGCAUAAGAUAGCUCUUUCUGCAGUCGAUCACAUGGAAGGAAGAUGUGGAUGCUUCCUAUAGUACCAGAAAAGCUGUUAGAAACUCUAGAUAUGCCUGUUCACAUUAUCUUAAAAUGUUUCUACGUCUUUCACUUUAGAGGGAAGUGAAGAAGACAUGUCAUAUUGGUCUAUGCCUCUAUAGGCUCACAAAUCUUCUAUUCGCCACAUUGAGUUCUUGAGGAGUCGAGAACUUGAUAUCUGAGAAGCAUAAUCUGGCAGGUGCUGCUUUGCAGCUACAUUAUGCACCAAAUUCAGAGCCUUGCAGUUUGUAUAUUCCAAACUGGAAGGUGGAAGCAAUGUUGAAAAGGAAGGGGAAAAAUUGCAAGGUUAUUUCUCUUCAACAGUCCAUGUGCACAUAUACAAAGAUAUGUUUACUGUUAUAUAGUAUCAGUGCACAUAUACCUGUUAUUACACGCAUGCAAUAAGACCAUUCAAAUUAAUCAUUAGAAGAAAGACAACUUUGGACUAGAGAGCAAAUCUAGAUUGAUUUUGCAAGUCCUUAGGAAGAUAGUGAAUUAGAAAAGGACUUGCAAUCAGUUCCAAUUUGGGUUGUCAUUACUUGUUGGUUCUCACUCUAAAAAAUUGUGUCCUUCAUUUAUUUACAUUAUAUAUUUUAAGUUUCAGAUGAAGCAGAAAUGAAGUAUGUGUUUCUGUGUGCAUCAGCAUCCGUGUGGUUUUGAUUUAAAUUCUGGCGCCACGUUUUUAACCUUUUUUCAUGAGGCAUGGGUAUCUAAUUGGCAAAUUACGUGAUUUCUUCAAGAUUGAAACUUCCUUGAACUUGAACAUUACCCUUUCUUAUGUCCAGAAAGUCAGAGAUUGGAAGGCACUGAAUGCCUGGUUCAGGCUCAGUUCCACUGUGGCUCAUAUUCAGUUAGGCUCGAGGUCGUAUGUCAGCUGAUGGAUAUAGUUCUUAGACAACACUCGCGUUUAGACUGACAUGAUUCUAUCAUAAAUCGUUCCUGAAACACUAGUACUGGCAUUCGCCAGAUCAGUCUUUGGUGGAGGAAUUUCUGUCUCGCAGAAGCUUGUGGCCUGAGUGCCUUUUUCCUUCGUCGCUGUCAAUGGAAAUCGGGCUGGUUUUAUCCAACCCUGUCAUAAGCAUAUUCUAGAGCCAAUCUCUCUUCCUUCAAAGGGAAAUGUGAAUAUGCACCAACCAACCCCAGAUGAUGCCGGAGCAAAGCAAAGCCUCCCUUUUUGGGGUGGUUCUAUUGUGGUUUAUCCCCUUGUCUGUGGCGCUGUGAAUGACAGCAAGGCCUUCAAAUCCGUCAAUAGUUGCGACUCCAAAGAAGCAUAUGUUUAGAUAGGACGAGAUAGUCCCUGCAAACUUUCAACCUAAGGUGUUGGUAUCCAGGUGCCUGACUUGUUGACAUCACAUUAAUAAGUCUUGGUGGCCGUUUUCACACGUCUACUUCUGUACGUGGCAGGAAAAGAAAGCCUGGUGAAAUUUGAUUAUGCCUUGGAAGUAGGAUAGUUUUUGAAUGGCUCACCUCCAGCAUGCUUGAUUUGGGACUGAUUAUGGAAUCACGGGGCUGACCUAAAACCAUGCUUGAUUCGUGUGAAUAUAGAUUCAUAGCAUGACAGAGAGAAACUAAAGUCAUUCGAGACUAAAUUUUUCACUCAGAUAUGACAUCACCGAUUCUGGUUAGCUGAAUCUCCCAGACACAACGCAAAAGAAUCCAUUUUUGGGCAUUCGCUCUGUUAUUCCAGUGCCAGUCAUGAGUAAUCUCUCUGCUUUCUCCUAAUAUGUAGUGCAAAUCAGACGAUCAGAGGGCUUCAGCACUUAACAGUACCAGUUCUUCAUGGAGUACGGUGCCGCUAAUUGAUGCUUGCUCCAAGCUAUAGUUACAUCCUUUCUCAGUACUUUUUUUUUAUCUUUUUUCAUCUUCACUAGGAUUAUCAGAGGUAGUAUAAAAGACAAACUGUUCAGGUACAUUUAAGAAAUGUACAAAGUUCACAUGUUCUACCUAUAGUGUAAUGGUCUAGUCUACCACAUGACUAGGACUUCUCGAUCUCAAUGAAAGUCAAUGAGUAGUGUGUUCAUCU